Messenger RNA from Cryptomeria japonica (Japanese cedar), 1999 nucleotides. Its product is annotated as beta-1,3-galactosyltransferase 7. Gene Ontology annotation, molecular function: hexosyltransferase activity. The transcript has 11 exons. Gene Ontology annotation, cellular component: Golgi membrane. Bases 233 to 1426 code for a protein of 397 amino acids. The record is from RefSeq and is a predicted model, not a curated record. Lineage: Eukaryota; Viridiplantae; Streptophyta; Pinopsida; Cupressales; Cupressaceae.
UACCAAGGUGGAAAGCAAUACGCCAAAAAAAUUUCGAAGUUAAAUAGGUACUGCUCCUGUGGGGAGUGCAGAGAAGUUCCUUCUUCUUUCCUUUCUCCGUCCUGAACAACAAAUCUUUCAAGAAGAGGGGCAAGAAGAAGAAGACCUAACAAUAUCUAAAAUUAUACUUUUCAACAAUAAGGAGUUCUGGAUUUUUACAUAAAAUUAUUUGGCCUUUCGAAAGGAGAAAAAAAUGCGCAGUCGAAAUACAAGGGCGGUCUCUGUAAGAUGGAUGGCAAUUCUUUCUAUCCUAUGUUUCUGUGCUGGAAUGCUUUUUACAGACAGGAUGUGGAAAACUUCUGAGGCAAAUGGUGAUAUAAUUUUGACAAAUAGACGUCAAGAUCAGGAAUUACAAGUUGUCCAGGACGGCUGUAAACAUGAACGGAAGCUUGGUGAAGAAAGGGAUAUAAUUGGAGAAGUAGAGAGCACACAGAAGACAGUUCAGAUCUUAGGCAAGACAAUUUCUUCAUUAGAGGCGGAGUUGGCUGCUUCUAGAGCUGCACAAGGGUUAAACCUUGAUAGUUCUCCUGUUAGUGAGAAACCUGCUGUAAAAGAUGCCAUUGAAAUACCAAAGGCUUUUGUUGUAAUUGGUAUAAAUACAGCUUUCAGCAGCAGAAAACGACGGGACUCUGUUCGGGAAACUUGGAUGCCACAAGGAGAAAGACUUAACCAACUUGAGAAGGAAAAGGGCAUUGUUAUCAGAUUCGUUAUUGGGCACAGUGCUACACCUGAUGGUAUUUUGGAUCGUGCUAUUGAUGCAGAAGAUGCUCAGCACAAAGAUUUUUUGAGGCUUGAACAUGUUGAAGGCUACCAUGAAUUAUCUGCAAAGACAAAGAUCUAUUUUGCUACUGCUGUGGCCAAAUGGGAUGCUGACUUUUAUAUCAAGGUUGAUGAUGACGUGCAUGUAAAUCUAGGAAUGUUAUCUACCACUCUUGCACGGUAUCGAGCUAAACCCAGAGUAUACAUAGGGUGUAUGAAAUCUGGACCAGUCCUUGCACAAAAAGAUGUCAAAUAUCAUGAGCCAGAGUACUGGAAGUUUGGAGAAGAGGGAAACAAAUACUUUAGACAUGCCACUGGCCAGAUUUAUGCUAUAUCAAAGGAUCUGGCAAAAUAUAUAUCUAUAAAUUUGCCAAUAUUGCAUAAAUAUGCUAAUGAAGAUGUAUCAUUGGGGGCCUGGUUCAUUGGACUAGAUGUUGAGCACAUAGAUGAUCGCAAUAUGUGUUGUGGGACUCCUCCAGAUUGUGAGUGGAAAGCACAAGCUGGAAAUGUUUGUGUUGCUUCAUUUGAUUGGUCUUGCAGUGGGAUCUGCAAGUCUGUUGAAAGGAUGAAACAUGUACAUGAACGCUGUGGUGAAGGAGAAGGUGCUGUUUGGAGUACCUUUAUUUGAAUAAUGUUUACAUUGUAGAGAGCAUGCAGUAUAUAUUUAUCAGUCAAUUCAAUUGUUUCGCAAGUUCCAAUUUUGUUGAAUCUCUUCUCCUGUGACUAAGAAAGUUCUAAAGUUCUAUCCAAGCAAGCAAGAUUUAAAUGUCCAUCCAAGUACAAGACAGGGACAUGAUAAGGAACAGAGACCUCUUUAUACCUGUAGUUCUAAUUCUAUCCAAGUUUAGGCCAGUUAUACGUCGGGAAUAUGACAAGAUGGGUUGAACUACCCAUGUAAUAUCCACGAUGCAAGUACAGGCAUCCUUUUUGUGCCAUUGGCAUCUUAUACACCAAGAAAUCUGUCUUUUGAAUUCUUUCUGAUCAAGCUAGAGGAAGUGAGUUGACUUGGUUCUUUCCUCCCGUGUGAUAGCAUUACAGGAGGACGUCAGUUAUUCUCUUUAUUUAUGUCUGGAAAUUGUAUUAACACCUUCAAAGUCUGUUGCCACAAGAAACUGGUUAGAGACUUUGCACUCCUGCCACUGGCUUGUUUUGUCUAAGAUUAUGAAAAUUUAAUUCAAUAUUCAUCCUAUUUAUUUUUUCA